GACUCUCCUCCCUCUCCUCCCCCCUCCUUUCCCUCUCUCCCUCCGUGUGUCAAAUUCUCGACCCAUGGUGCUCAGGCUCCCUGUUUCUCAGUUUUCCUCCAGGAUGGGUUUCUUCAGGUUCCUCAGGUCUGUUAAGAACGACUGUAUCCUCUUUUUAACUCCGUGCGCUCUCCUUCCUCUGCCUUUGGUGAUCGGGACAUCGGAGGCAGAAUGUGCGUAUGUGAUCAUCUUGAUGGCGGUGUACUGGUGCACUGAGGUACUUCCACUGGCUGUGACAUCACUUCUCCCAGCUGUUCUUUUCCCUUUGUUUGGCAUAAUGCAGUCUAAAGAUGUGGGCAUGCAGUACUUGAAGGACACCAACUUGCUGUUUGUGGGAGGCCUGCUGGUCGCCGUGGCGGUGGAGCACUGGAAUUUGCAUAAACGCAUCGCUUUAAGGGUGCUGCUUCUCGUCGGUGUGCGUCCAGCGCUGUUGAUGCUGGGUUUUAUGGGUGUCACUGCGUUCUUGUCGAUGUGGAUCAGCAACACGGCUACCACAGCUAUGAUGGUGCCAAUUGUCCAUGCGGUGCUGGAUCAGCUUAACAACAGUGACAGAGAAGUGCCACAGAUCCUCAGUUCAGACGAGCAUGUCCAGACAUCAGACACCGACUGCAAGCCACCUGCGCAGACAGAAAAAGAGGCUGAGGGAAACGGCCCAGUGGUUGUGACUUUCUUAGAUGCCUCAGUCGAAGUUGCCAGGCACAAGGAGGCAAUGGAGAGGCGAAGAAUGGGUAAAGGGAUGACCUUGUGUGUUUGCUACGCUGCCAGCAUCGGAGGCACCGCCACUCUGACAGGAACUGGUCCCAAUCUGGUGCUUAAGGGACAAAUGAACCAGUUGUUUCCUGAAAAUGAAGAAGUGAUUAACUUUGCCUCCUGGUUCGGAUUUGCGUUCCCAAACAUGAUCCUUAUGCUGACACUAGCCUGGCUCUGGCUGCAGUUUGUCUUCAUGGGGUUCAAUUUCAGAAAAACAUGGGGCUGUGGGGCAACCAAAACAGAAAAGGAGAUUGCUGCGUAUAACGUGAUCCGUGAGCAGCACCGUCAGCUGGGGACUAUGAGUUUUGGAGAGAUAAGUGUGUUGAGUCUCUUUGUUUUGCUGGUAGUCCUUUGGUUCUCCAGAGAUCCGGGUUUUGUUCAUGGCUGGGCUACAGAACUAAACUCCACAGCAGAAUAUGUGACAGAUGCCACAGUAGCGAUCUUUGUGGCCAUUCUGCUCUUUGUCCUACCCUCUGAACCACCGCGAUUCUGUUCACGCAGGACCCGAAGUUUUGAUACAACUACGCAACAGUCCUCUACCUCAACACCCCGACUUCUAACUUGGAAAGUUGCCCAAAAAAAGGUGCCAUGGGGCAUUGUACUUCUCCUUGGGGGUGGGUUUGCUCUCGCCAAGGGGAGUGAAGUAUCAGGGCUCUCAAAGUGGAUGGGGGACCAAAUGGCUCCUCUGCAGAACAUCCCUCCCUGGGGAAUAGCUAUCAUUUUAUGCCUAUUGAUUGCUACUUUCACGGAGUGCACCAGCAAUGUGGCGACUGCGACACUGUUCUUACCUGUCUUAGCCUCAAUGUCUCAGUCCAUUGGAAUCAAUCCGCUGUACGUCAUGGUACCCUGUACUCUGAGCGCCUCGUUCGCCUUCAUGCUGCCCGUCGCCACCCCUCCCAACGCCAUAGUCUUCUCUUAUGGACACCUCAAGGUUGCUGACAUGGCUAAGACUGGGAUAGUUAUGAACAUUAUCGGCAUCAUUUGCAUUACACUGGCCAUCAACACCUGGGGCAAGGCGAUGUUUCACCUGGACACUUUCCCUGCCUGGGCCAACGUCACAGGCGUCUGAACGACUUCUGCGACCACACACCGUGUAUGCAUGCCCUCCUCCCCCAGACCCCGUCGCCGGGUGACAAACACCUGAAACCAGAUUGAAAGCAUGGGACCAAACAGUGAGCUUAAUGUGUUGUACCGCUGUCUGGAUUUUAUGAGUGUUUUGUGACGGAAAGUGGAGGGAAAUUUGACUGGAAAAGACACACGGCAAUAUUUAUACAUUACAACGAAGGGAUACUUGAAUGAAAGCCCCUGAUGCCUUAAAUUACAUGGCACAAACCAAAUGCUGUCUAUUAACUUAAAACCAGAAAAUAUGAAUUACCCUAGCAGCUAGUUCUGGUGGUGUAAUUGAAAACAAGUCUUAUAUUUUGUAGAAGGCAUUGAAUUUUUUCCUUUUUUUUAUUUUUUUGCAAACGUAGCCAGAUGUUUUUAGAAAUUCUUUAUUUUUAACAUACUGUAUAUACAUGGUCUUGCAAAAUUAUUAAAUCAGCUUCAGCUUUUGUCACCAAACCACAAACAUUGAUGUUUUAAAAUUGGAAUUUUUUUGUUAGAUUGAAACAAAGUAUCACGUAAUAUCUGAAGUCAAAUGAAAAUGCAACACGGUCUUAAAUUUUUGCUCUGAUUCUGGAAAGUGUGGAGUGAGUAUGUUUUCUGACCUGUGUGGUGUGUCUCUGUUCUCUAAACAACUGAACAUUAAAAUCACAUUAUUGAUGUAUAUACUGAAUAUAUAUGCCAUACUUUUAAGACUAAGGUAUGGCAUAUACUGCAGUUAUCUCCUACUGUGUGUUGAUCUAUCAAAGAAAAAGUUUGUGGCUGAGAUAUGACAAAAUCUAAAAUUGUUAAAGGGAUAUUAAUAUUGUUGCAAGGCACUGUAAUUUAUUCUCAAGGAAGCAUUGUAUACUUAAUAUUUUUUAUGUAAUUCACUAAGCAAAUUUUCCUGUUUUAUUACUUAUAAGGUCUGACAACCUCAUUCUUCUUUCUCUUCUAACUUGGAAUUUACACUGAAAAGUCUACAUAUGUUUUUAUUGCUGGUGUAUAUAAAUUUUCCCCCAGUGCGACCAAAUGAAAUACUAAAAUUCCUUUUUUAAAUGUAAAUAAAUUUCAGAUCAUAUUCAAGACACUGUGACAAGAACAAUUCAACUUUAUAAGCACUUUUAAACUAUCAAAUGCUGCAUCUCCAGUACUGUUAUACAUGUUUAGCAUCUGAUUUUGCCACCUUCCUUUAAAUUAAAGCAUAUUCCACCCGUGAGUGUUUUAAGCUUCUAUUUUCUGAAUAUGGUAAAUAUUAUGAAGGUUAUCAAUGAGCUUGGUGUGUUUGUUAUGUGGGAAAAUGUGUAAGUAUAUAUGAGACUUUAUUAAAUAAAUGAACCCAAGCACCAUUUGGACUUGAAAAGCCUAUGUUAAAAGUCUUAUUUGUCUCACUGUAAUUGUGAUUUUGAU
Messenger RNA from Poecilia latipinna (sailfin molly), 3282 nucleotides. RefSeq names its product solute carrier family 13 member 5-like. Gene Ontology annotation, molecular function: succinate transmembrane transporter activity; citrate transmembrane transporter activity; sodium:dicarboxylate symporter activity. NCBI's taxonomy places the organism in Eukaryota, Metazoa, Chordata, Actinopteri, Cyprinodontiformes, Poeciliidae. Gene Ontology annotation, cellular component: plasma membrane. Bases 65 to 1858 code for a protein of 597 amino acids. The record is from RefSeq and is a predicted model, not a curated record. Gene Ontology annotation, biological process: oxaloacetate transport; citrate transport; fumarate transport. The transcript has 12 exons.